UAAAACUAUUAAUGAAUUAAUUUGUCACGAAUAUUGAUAUUGGAUUAUGUGAUUUUAAUUGUUUUUUCACUUUAAAUACUUGGGUAUGAUUGUCAAUCGUCAGUCCAAUUGUUUGAAGAUGGGAACAAAACACUGGGCUUUGUUUUUACUAAUACUACCGUUGGGUAUUUUAGCCCAAAGGACAAUAAGAAAUGGUCCCGUACAAAAACCCUUCCCGCCGGAAAACCAAUAUGGCAGCAUUAGUCAAAAUACAGCACAGGCACAAUCUCUGAUAAGCGACGCUGGCAAUGGCGGUGGAGGAAGCCAGUCUAUGGCACAGGCACAAUCACUUGCAAGCCAUAAUGGCAGAGGCGGUGGGCUUAGCCAGACAGGAGCACUGGCGCAAGUUCUUGCAGGCAUUCCAGGCAUAGGUGGCGGGAUGAGCCAAAGUGAUGCACAAGCACAAGCGCUUAUGAAUGCCGGCGGCGGGGGUGGAGCUAGCCAAAGUAUGGCGCAGGCACAAAGCAUGAUGCAAAAUGGAGGCGGUGCGGGUGGAGCUAGCCAAGGCAUGGCGCAGGCUCAAAGCAUGAUGCAAAAUGCUGGCAAUGGGGGUGGAGCUAGUCAAAGCAUGGCACAAGCACAAAGCAUGAUGCAAAAUGGUGGCCAAGGGGGUGGAGCUAGCCAAAGCAUGGCACAGGCACAAAGCGGUGGGCAGAAUGGUGGCAAAGGUGGUUUUGCCAGCCAAGUUUUGGCGAAAGCUCAGAGCAUAGUGCAGAAUCUUGGCAAAGGCGCACCCAGCCAGAAUUCAGCUUUUGCAAGCGCCGGCAGCAGUAACACUGGCCUUGGAAAAGGCUUUUCUCAAGCUACAGCAAGUGCUAAUUCUGGAUUCGGAUCGGGAUUUGCACCGAACUUUGGAUUUGGCCCAAGACUUCCCUUCAACCUCGGAUAUCCUGGUUUCGGUAGUCCUAAAUUCUCGGGCUCUUCAGCAACGGCAUCAUCAGGUACAAGCGGAAAUGGUGGGUCAGCAGUAUCGCAAGCCUAUGCGAGCUCCAAUUCCUUCACUGGCGGCAGAUCACGAAGAAGACGGCCAAAACGUCGUCCUAGACAGUCAAAAAGUAAGCGAAGCCGUAGAUCCAGCAAAGCUCGAGAUCAGCCAACACCGGAUGAAGGAUCGGGCAAAAAAGGAGACAAGCCUAAACCUGGCGGAGGAUCAAUAAAACCAGGAGACAAAAAUAAACCUGGCGGAGGAUCGGGGAAACCAGGAGACAAAAAUAAACCUGGCGGAGGAUCGGGCAAACCAGGUGACAACCCUUCACCUGGCGGAGGAUCGGGCAAACCAGGAGGCAAACCUACUACUGGAGGAGGAUCAGGCAAGCCAGGAGACAGACCUUCACCUGGCGGUAGCACUAAUAAUCCUGGUAGUGGCACUACAACGGUUACCGCUUCUGCUUCAAGUUCAAGUGCUUCAAGCAGCCAAGGUGGAACCGCACAGUCGACAGGAUCUUCAACAUCAACGAUCGGACCGAAUGCUAUCACAACAGGCAAUGGCGCAGCCUCAUCCGGUGCUGGAGCUACGAACACAGUGACCAAUGAGCCCGGUCAACCUGCAAACCCCGGGCAGCCAGGCGGAGGAAACCAAGAAACUAACCCAUCCCAACCGGGAGAUGGUUCGGGAAAACCAGGAGAGCAGCCUACCCCUGGAGGCGGAUCAGGCAAGCCAGGCGAACAACCAACGCCAGGAGGCGAAUCAGGCAAGCCGGGAGGCGGAUCAGGCAAGCCGGAAGGACAACCUACUCCAGGAGGUGGAUCAGGCAAGCCAGGUGAACAACCAACUCCAGGAGGCGGAUCAGGCAAGCCGGGGGGACAACCUACGCCAGGAGGUGGAUCAGGAGGCGGAUCAGGCAAGCCGAGAGAACAACCAACGCCAGGAGGUGGAUCAGGCAAGCCAGGCGAACAACCUUCACCGGGCGGUGGAUCAGGCAAGCCGGGAGAACAACCGGCACCAGGAGGUGGAUCAGGCAAGCCGGGAGAACAACCAACUCCAGGAGGCGGAUCAGGCAAGCCGGGAGAACAACCUUCACCGGGCGGCGGAUCAGGCAAGCCAGGAGAACAGCCUUCACCGGGCGGUGGAUCAGGCAAGCCGGGAGGACAACCAACGCCAGGAGGUGGAUCAGGCAAGCCGGGAGAACAACCUACACCUGGAGGCGGAUCAGGCAAGCCAGGCGAACAACCUUCACCGGGCGGCGGAUCAAGCAAGCCAGGAGAACAACCAACGCCGGGAGGCGGAUCAGGCAAGCCAGGAGAACAGCCUUCACCGGGCGGCGGAUCAGGCAAACCAGGCGAACAACCUACACCAGGAGGCGGAUCAGGCAAGCCGGGAGGACAACCUACUCCAGGAGGUGGAUCAGGCAAGCCAGGCGAACAACCAACGCCAGGAGAUGGAUCAGGCAAGCCAGGAGAACAACCAACGCCAGGAGGCGGAUCAGGCAAGCCGGGAGGACAACCUACUCCAGGAGGUGGAUCAGGAGGCGGAUCAGGCAAGCCGGGAGAACAACCAACGCCAGGAGGUGGAUCAGGCAAGCCAGGCGAACAACCUUCACCGGGCGGCGGAUCAGGCAAGCCGGGAGAACAACCGGCACCAGGAGGUGGAUCAGGCAAGCCGGGAGAACAACCAACUCCAGGAGGCGGAUCAGGCAAGCCGGGAGAACAACCAACGCCAGGAGGUGGAUCAGGCAAGCCAGGCGAACAACCUUCACCGGGCGGCGGAUCAGGCAAGCCAGGAGAACAGCCUUCACCGGGCGGUGGAUCAGGGAAGCCGGGAGGACAACCAACGUCAGGAGGUGGAUCAGGCAAACCGGGAGAACAACCUACACCUGGAGGCGGAUCAGGCAAGCCAGGCGAACAACCUUCACCGGGCAGCGGAUCAGGCAAGCCAGGAGAACAACCAACGCCGGGAGGCGGAUCAGGCAAGCCAGGAGAACAGCCUUCACCGGGCGGCGGAUCAGGCAAACCAGGCGAACAACCUACACCAGGAGGCGGAUCAGGAGGCGGAUCAGGCAAGCCGGGAGAACAACCGGCACCAGGAGGUGGAUCAGGCAAGCCGGGAGAACAACCAACUCCAGGAGGCGGAUCAGGCAAGCCGGGAGAACAACCAACGCCAGGAGGUGGAUCAGGCAAGCCAGGCGAACAACCUUCACCGGGCGGCGGAUCAGGCAAGCCGGGAGAACAACCAACGCCAGGAGGUGGAUCAGGCAAGCCAGGCGAACAACCUUCACCGGGCGGCGGAUCAGGCAAGCCGGGAGAACAACCGGCACCAGGAGGUGGAUCAGGCAAGCCGGGAGAACAACCAACUCCAGGAGGCGGAUCAGGCAAGCCGGGAGAACAACCAACGCCAGGAGGUGGAUCAGGCAAGCCAGGCGAACAACCUUCACCGGGCGGCGGAUCAGGCAAGCCAGGAGAACAGCCUUCACCGGGCGGUGGAUCAGGGAAGCCGGGAGGACAACCAACGCCAGGAGGUGGAUCAGGCAAGCCAGGCGAACAACCGGCACCAGGAGGUGGAUCAGGCAAGCCGGGAGAACAACCAACUCCAGGAGGCGGAUCAGGCAAGCCGGGAGAACAACCAACGCCAGGAGGUGGAUCAGGCAAGCCAGGCGAACAACCUUCACCGGGCGGCGGAUCAGGCAAGCCAGGAGAACAGCCUUCACCGGGCGGUGGAUCAGGGAAGCCGGGAGGACAACCAACGCCAGGAGGUGGAUCAGGCAAACCGGGAGAACAACCUACACCUGGAGGCGGAUCAGGCAAGCCAGGCGAACAACCAUCACCGGGCAGCGGAUCAGGCAAGCCAGGAGAACAACCAACGCCGGGAGGCGGAUCAGGCAAGCCAGGAGAACAGCCUUCACCGGGCAGCGGAUCAGGCAAGCCAGGAGAACAACCAACGCCGGGAGGCGGAUCAGGCAAGCCAGGAGAACAGCCUUCACCGGGCGGCGGAUCAGGCAAACCAGGCGAACAACCUACACCAGGAGGCGGAUCAGGAGGCGGAUCAGGCAAGCCGGGAGAACAACCGGCACCAGGAGGUGGAUCAGGCAAGCCGGGAGAACAACCAACUCCAGGAGGCGGAUCAGGCAAGCCGGGAGAACAACCAACGCCAGGAGGUGGAUCAGGCAAACCGGGAGAACAACCUACACCUGGAGGCGGAUCAGGCAAGCCAGGCGAACAACCAUCACCGGGCAGCGGAUCAGGCAAGCCAGGAGAACAACCAACGCCGGGAGGCGGAUCAGGCAAGCCAGGAGAACAGCCUUCACGGGGCAGCGGAUCAGGCAAGCCAGGAGAACAACCAACGCCGGGAGGCGGAUCAGGCAAGCCAGGAGAACAGCCUUCACCGGGCGGCGGAUCAGGCAAACCAGGCGAACAACCUACACCAGGAGGCGGAUCAGGAGGCGGAUCAGGCAAGCCGGGAGAACAACCGGCACCAGGAGGUGGAUCAGGCAAGCCGGGAGAACAACCAACUCCAGGAGGCGGAUCAGGCAAGCCGGGAGAACAACCAACGCCAGGAGGUGGAUCAGGCAAGCCAGGCGAACAACCUUCACCGGGCGGCGGAUCAGGCAAGCCAGGAGAACAGCCUUCACCGGGCGGUGGAUCAGGGAAGCCGGGAGGACAACCAACGCCAGGAGGUGGAUCAGGCAAGCCGGGAGAACAACCUACACCUGGAGGCGGAUCAGGCAAGCCAGGCGAACAACCUUCACCGGGCAGCGGAUCAGGCAAGCCAGGAGAACAACCAACGCCGGGAGGCGGAUCAGGCAAGCCAGGAGAACAGCCUUCACCGGGCGGUGGAUCAGGCAAGCCGGGAGGACAGCCUACACCAGGAGGUGGAUCAGGAGGCGGAUCAGGCAAGCCGGGAGAACAACCAACGCCAGGAGGUGGAUCAGGCAAGCCAGGAGAACAGCCUUCACCGGGCAGUGGAUCAGGCAAGCCGGGAGGACAGCCUACUCCAGGAGGUGGAUCAGGCAAGCCAGGCGAACAGCCUACACCAGGAGGUGGAUCAGGCAAGCCAGGCGAACAACCUUCACCAGGAGGCGGAUCAGGCAAGCCAGGCGAACAACCUACACCAGGAGGCGGAUCAAACAAGCCGGGUGAACAGCCUUCACCGGGCGGCGGAUCAGGCAAACCAGGCGAACAACCUACACCAGGCGGCGGAUCAGGCAAGCCAGGCGAACAACCAACUCCAGGAGGCGGAUCAGGCAAGCCGGGAGAACAACCAACGCCAGGAGGUGGAUCAGGCAAGCCAGGAGAACAACCAACGCCGGGAGGCGGAUCAGGCAAGCCAGGAGAACAGCCUUCACCGGGCAGUGGAUCAGGCAAGCCGGGAGGACAGCCUACUCCAGGAGGUGGAUCAGGCAAGCCAGGCGAACAACCAACGCCAGGAGGCGGAUCAGGCAAGCCAGGCGAACAACCAACGCCAGGAGGCAAGCCAGGCGAACAGCCUACACCAGGAGGUGGAUCAGGCAAGCCAGGCGAACAACCUUCACCAGGAGGCGGAUCAGGCAAGCCAGGCGAACAACCUACACCAGGAGGCGGAUCAAACAAGCCGGGUGAACAGCCUUCACCGGGCGGCGGAUCAGGCAAGCCAGGCGAACAACCUACACCAGGAAGCGGAUCAGGCAAGCCGGAUGAACAGCCUUCACCGGGCGGCGGAACAGGCAAGCCAGGAGAACAACCAACGCCAGGAGGCGGAUCAGGCAAGCCAGGAGAACAGCCUACACCAGGAGGCGGAUCAGGCAAGCCAGGAGGCGGAUCAGGCAAGCCAGGAGAACAGCCUUCACCGGGCGGUGGAUCAGGCAAGCCGGGAGGACAGCCUACUCCAGGAGGUGGAUCAGGCAAGCCAGGCGAACAACCUACACCAGGAGACGGAUCAGGCAAGCCAGGCGAACAGCCUACACCAGGAGGUGAAUCAGGCAAGCCAGGCGAACAACCUACACCAGGAGGCGGAUCAGGCAAGCCAGGCGAACAACCUACACCUGGAGGAGGAUCGGGCAAGCCGGGAGAGCAGCCUACACCAGGAAGCGGAUCGGGCAAGCCGGGACAGCAGCCUACACCGGGAGGUGGAAUCAGUAAUCCUAGGGACGUUGCUACUGCUGCAACAAGCUCGAGUGCUGCUAAUAGUGGGCCAGGUGGAUCAGCAUCUUCUUCAGGAAUAGCGUUAAGUAAGGAACAGCAUUGCAUUUAA
This is a messenger RNA of Trichoplusia ni (cabbage looper), 6202 nucleotides long. RefSeq names its product collagen alpha-1(III) chain-like. Lineage: Eukaryota; Metazoa; Arthropoda; Insecta; Lepidoptera; Noctuidae. Bases 86 to 6202 code for a protein of 2038 amino acids. The record is from RefSeq and is a predicted model, not a curated record. The transcript is spliced from 33 exons.